CUUUUUGUUUAUGCUGUCGACAGUGGAUGACAGCGGCUGCAGAGCUUCAGAGAAUACGACGCCGUUGGGAAAAUAGGAUGCGUUUGUGAUAUUGUGUAGCUAACUAGCUAGUUAGUUAAUAUUUCGCACUAUUCUGUCUAAAGUCUUUGUCUUUGUGGAGUGUUACCGGAAAAGUUUCCCUGAUAGCUGUUCACAGUGGCCGCAGUCCGUUAGCUAACGUUAUAGCUAAACCGGAGACGGGAUGUAAAUUAAUCCAGACGGGACCAGCCCUAGGAGCCGGUAGCAGCAGUCAGUCACACCCUUGUCUGGGAUUUCUGAAGGAACCCUCUGAGCAACAUUAAAUUGCUAUCCUUCGCAUGUUAUGGUGUUUUAUAUAAAUAAAUGUUAGCCUCAUACUUCUGAAUUGGAGUUUUAGAGCAAUAGUGUGAGUUAACUGGGAAGUGUGGACUGGAUAUGACUGACUCAUCAUUAUGGCACGGACAGAGGAGAUAACCCUGAACAGUCUGACUGCUGCAGUGCCAACCAGAUAGCCUCAUAACUUGCUUGAAAGCUAAGUUUCAAUCGUUUCUAUUAUAUACUUCCCAUCGUAGUCAACGUGGCAUUAUGAAUUCCCCGAUAUACACAUUUGUCACCCGUGACGACAACAGCACUGUUUAUGCAGAAGUUUCCAAAAUCCUCCUCUCAACUGGACAAUGGAAGAGGCUGAAAAAAGACAAUCCGAGAUUCAACUUAAUGCUUGGUGAACGGAACAGACUGCCCUUUGGGCGUCUAGGUCAUGAACCAGGACUGGUGCAACUGGUGAAUUACUACAGAGGAGCAGACAAGCUUUGCAGAAAGGCGUCCUUGGUCAAGCUUAUAAAGACCAGCCCAGAGCUGUCCGACUCCUGUAACUGGUUCCCAGAAUCCUACAUCAUCUAUCCUACUAACCUCAACACUCCUGUUGCUCCAGCUACGAAUGGCAUUAGCCAUCUGAAGAACAAUCCCAAGACGGAUGAGCGGGAAGUUUUCUUGGCCUCCUAUCACUCUAAAAAAGAAAGUGGGGAAGGCUCAGUUUGGAUAGCUAAGUCCUCUGCUGGAGCUAAAGGUGCUGGUAUUUUGAUAUCCCAUGAUGCUAAUCAGCUGCUGGAGUAUAUUGAUAAUCAGGGACAGGUUCAUGUUAUUCAGAAGUACCUGGAGAAACCUUUGCUUCUGGAGCCGGGACAUCGGAAGUUUGACAUCAGGAGCUGGGUGUUAGUGGACCAUCAAUACAACAUCUAUUUAUACCGGGAGGGUGUGCUGCGGACUUCCUCAGAGCCCUACAACAGCUCUGACCUACAGAACAUGACCAGCCACCUGACCAACCACUGCAUCCAGAAGGAGCACUCCCAGAACUACGGACGAUAUGAGGAAGGGAACGAGAUGUUCUUUGAUGAGUUCAGGCUGUACCUGCUGAACACUCACAGUGUCACCCUGGAGACCACCAUAUUACCUCAGAUCAAGCAGAUCAUAAAGAGCUGUCUGACAUGUAUUGAGCCGGCAAUCAGCACCAAACACCUGUCCUACCAGAGCUUCCAGCUCUUUGGAUUUGAUUUCAUGGUGGACGAGAGCUUCAAAGUGUGGCUUAUUGAGAUCAAUGGAGCUCCAGCCUGUGCACAGAAACUAUAUCCUGAGCUAUGUCAAGGUAUUGUGGAUGUGGCCAUUUCCAGUGUCUUCACCCUGAACAGUAGCGGUGACUCUUCAUCUGCUUCCUCUUCACCUUAUUCCUCCUCCCCAUCCUCCAUGUUCAACACCAACUCCUGCUCCUCUCCCAAACUGAGAGCGCCUCUUCACGUGGGCCCUUUCACUCGACUGUAAGCACACAAAUAUUCCCCUCGUCUCCUCCAUACUAGAAGCUUCUACAUGCUCUGUCCUCACUCCUAAACUCUACCUGAGAAGUAGCACAGGCCAGCGAGCCGAGCCUUUAAUUAUACCUUGCCUGACGCACCUGGAGGGAAUCUUUCUUUUUAUGGAAAUCACUGAACUGCAGAAAUGAGCUCUGCUCUCCUGAUUAUGCAUAUUAUGAAUGUGAGGAUGGUUAUGAACUGAUCAACAAACUUUGUGGGAGUUUCUGAAUGAGGACAGACGCCCUUCCAUCUCAGUUCCAACACCAGUUUCUCCCCGAGCAGAUUAAUGGAGGUCUGAAGGAUGCAGAGACGCUGAACUGAGACUGUAGUGCCUUACAUUUCCAGCCACUCUCCCUUAAAAAUAUUGCCAGUUAGCUUGCUCUGUUACUGUGACUUGUACUUGUUCUAUAAGCCUUUGCACUGUUGCUCAAUAAAGUCAAUGCGGUCAUGAUCAGUCCACAAUAAUUAGCAUAUAACAGAUCUUAAUGAUGAAUUUGUGUAAUUUUGAAUGCUAUUUUUCUCAUCAGACACGUUUCUCAUUUAUUGUUUUUUAUUGCCAAACGAAUGUGUCUGAUGAGCCAAACAUUCAAGAUGUCAAGGUUUUCCUUGAUAAUCAACAUUCCUCUUAACUCAACCGUGUGGACACAACAUAUUAUUUACAUUCAGGGCAGCUGGAUGGCAUAGGUGAACAGGGAGACCGUCCCUCAUCUGGUAAACCCAGGUUUAAGGCCAUCCCAACAAGUUCUGCUGAAGUGUCUCUGACCUCUGACCUCUGUAUGGCAGAGAGGAAAGAGAAAAGAGAACUCUCAUACGGGGAUCAAUAAAGUAUUAGCCUACAUUAUUCUGUUCUAAACAAAGUCUUUACAAAAUAGUCCAGCGAGAAAAACUUUGAUGUUUAUUUGUCAUUUAAAGAGAGCAUGUUUGUGUGAAAGCAUGUAGUGGUAUGCAUCCUCAUGCAAGCUGCCUCAGCACAUUUUGCCCCAGUUUGUAAAGAGCUGCCCUAAUGUCUGUGUUUUAUUUCUGAUGGGUGAAAAGCUAGACUGUCAGUGUAAAGUGUUGUGGAUUAUGUUUUUGAACUGUGUAGAGUAGAUUGUACAGAGUGUGUUAGUGGUUAUUAAAAGCAUUUAAAGACCCCAUGAAAUGAAACUGACUUAACACAAUAAACGUUUACAUAUAAGAUAACUUAGCUGAUGGAGACCAAAAACCCUACUUCAUACUUCUUACAAUUGUCUUGUAAAACACAUUGUGUCUGAUGUGUUAUUACCAGCGGCUGCAAGGAAGUCACACUAUACAGACACAGGUCUUCGUCUCAUCACUGACUGUUAUUCAGUUACUACUAGUGUUUGAUCAUGUCACCGUCUGACACAUUCUACCCUCUUGUUUUUGUGUUGCAUUUCAUGAAUGACUGAUUUUUUUGUUUCAUGGGGUCCUUAAAAUACUUCAGUUUUUCACUUUUCUUUUGACAAAAUCUCGUGAAUAGAUGAGACCUUAGAGGUGUAAUUGUUCAAGAUUUGUGUUAAAUAUAUUUUAUGUUACUGUUUGAACUGUUUGUUAGAAAGGAAUGUUUAGUUUUUCCUUAGACAUGAAACUUUAAAUUAGCUAAAAAUUGUGAUGACUGCACUUUGGAUAGUUGUUUCAACUGUUGUGUUUCCAGGGGCUCAUUUUAAACACAGAAUAAGUCAUUAUAGGAGUUUUAGUAGGUAUGUCUCUCAUAAUGUUAUAAUCCCUGCUGUUCCUCUCUUUUAACCUCAGUUCAAUGUGAGGCUUUACUUCCCAUGGUGUGAGUAACAUAAGUUAAGGGACACCAUCAGAGCAUUUAUUUAUGCUUUUAAUUGCUGUGUAUUUGUGUUUACAAGAUGACUCUGGGAAAUGAAGAAUAUGCUGAAGGUCAGACAGAAGGAAUAGUUACAGAGCUAAUUACACACACAAAAUUCAAUCAUUUUCUUUUAAAGACACAGGAUUAUAAACAUGAAUCCUAGUAACUAAGAACAAUGUGGUGAAUCAAUUUCUGUGCUGUAUUACAUAGCCCUGCUGUAGCUGAAAUGAUGUUUGAAAGUUUGGAAAGAUAUUGAAGUAAGUAGAAAAUGGAUAUUUAUGUCAUGAUUGUGUUGGCAAAUGGAUUACAAGUGUUUGCUGAUUUGUGAAGUAUCAAAAGCAAACUAUCAGUAUUUGUUUUUAUUAAAUUUGUAGGGAAAUGUCUUUCCUUCAAAGGGAAGGGUGCCUUAGAGGGAAUUGCAUAUUGAUAAAAAGAAGCAAUGGACCUCCAGCAUUUAAACGCACCUUCAUUUGUUUGUUUGAGGAAAAUUCACUUUGAUACAUUCAUUAUUACACCUGUUUUCAAUUCAAUUAUGUAAUUUCCUCUUAUUUAGAGUUUCUUUGCACAUCUGACUCCAUUUAUCAUGUUUUUCUCACGUGUUUCAUAUUUUUCCUGGAUUUCUUCAUCUUUACCAAAGAUAAAAUUCAUGCUGUAUUUUCAGUGUCACAUACUGUUUUGUAGUUGCUAUAAUCUGGACAUUAUCACAUCAACUGGCCAACAUGAUCCAAAAGCAGGUAUCAUAUUCAGAGGGAUGUCUGUGCUGUGUUUUUGUUAGGUGAUGUUUUAUCCAAAAUCUUGCAUGGACAUUUGUCUUUAUCAGAAACAAUAUUACUAGAAUAAAAAAUAUUACUAUUACCAA
Molecule: messenger RNA, 4537 nt
Organism: Siniperca chuatsi (mandarin fish)
Lineage: Eukaryota; Metazoa; Chordata; Actinopteri; Centrarchiformes; Sinipercidae
Gene: ttl
Product: tubulin tyrosine ligase
Exons: 7
Coding region: 604-1833 (409 amino acids)
Biological process (GO): protein modification process
Source: RefSeq, a predicted model, not a curated record